UUUUUUGUUCUUCUCUUUUUUCUCUCCUCUCCAUUUUGUUGUUGUUAUUUGCACGCAAAAUAACUGUGUUUUACGUCCGAGAUAUGUAAAGAAUGCACUCUCUCAUUUUCUGGUGCUAUUUAUAAGCAACUUUCCGGAAAGCGAUCGCUCCUCCUCACGCCUCCAAUUCAGACCCCCAACGCAACGCGGCGCAAGAAGAACACCUGCACAACACAAACACUUGCCCAGCCCAGAAAGAAAAAACACAAAAGAAUUCCGCUUUCUGUGAUAUAAUAGUAGUUGAGUUGAUCUCUCCGGCCUUCGUCGAGUCUGUGCAGGCAGGGAGAAUAAGGACGCAAUAAUGGUGGCCGUGGAGGCUGCGAAGGCGCCGGCGGUGGCGGUGGCGGAGGGCCCGAUCCGGGCGGAGGAGGAGGAGGAGGCCAAGGUGGAGGCGGAGGUGGAGGCCAAGGGUGAUGCCGUGGCGGCGGCGGCGGAGGAGGAGAGGGAGUACAAGAGCGACAUGAGGAAGCUGGAGGAGCUCAUGUCCAAGCUCAACCCCUGCGCGCAGGAGUUCGUGCCGUCGUCGCGCCGCGCGGCGUCGGCGCCGGCGCCCGGGGGAGGGCUCUCCGCCGAUGCGCCGGUGUUCGUCUCCGCUGCCGAGUUCUUCGGUGCCGGCGCCGGCCAGCUGCAGGGGACCGGUGCCGGCGGCGGGAGGGACUCCAGCAGCGACGGAUCCAGCAACGGCGGCGGCCAGCCGCAAAAUCGCAGAAUCAGAAGGAAUGGCUCCUUCAACCAGGGGAGGAGAAGAAUGGGAGGCCGGACACGGCGAUCUGAUAGGGAGGAUAGUGUGCGGCGGACUGUUUAUGUCUCUGAUGUUGAUCAGCAAGUGACUGAACAGAAGCUAGCUGAGGUGUUUUCUAACUGUGGACAAGUGGUAGAUUGCCGUAUCUGUGGUGACCCACACUCGGUCUUACGUUUUGCCUUCAUUGAGUUUGCUGAUGACGCUGGUGCAAGGGCAGCACUAAACCUUGCGGGGACCAUGCUUGGUUAUUAUCCUGUUAGAGUUUUACCUUCUAAAACAGCGAUUCUACCAGUGAACCCUAAGUUUCUUCCUCGAACAGAAGAUGAGAAAGAAAUGGUCUCAAGGACUGUAUAUUGUACUAACAUAGAUAAGAAGGUUACAGAAGAUGAUGUAAAGAUUUUCUUUCAGCGGCUCUGUGGGAAGGUUUCUCGUCUGAGGCUCCUUGGUGAUUAUGUACACUCCACAUGCAUUGCGUUUGUUGAAUUUACUCAAGCAGAAAGUGCAAUUCUAGCCCUGAACUACAGUGGCCUGGUCCUAGGCUCGCUUCCAAUCAGGGUGAGCCCUUCAAAGACACCGGUGCGUCCGCGGUCACCCCGCGUGAUGUCGAACUGAGCCCCGUCUCGUUCUUCUGCCGUCGUCACCCCUUGUUGACGGCAGGUAUCCCAGGCAGAGAGAGAGCCUUAUUAGAACUGUUGCCUCGCGGAUCAGUAAACUGCGGUUCCCAGAGUACCUAGUCUAGUUCGUCAAAAACGCUAAUGUUUGUCUGUUCAAUUCGUCAGAGACCCAUCAGCUGUGUGUUGGGGGAGUUGCUGUUUUCCUUCCGUUUCUUUCGUUCGAUAUCCUUCUGUUAAAUUAUGGAUGGAUGGGAUUUAUAACAGCCUUUGCAGGCAUCGGAAGAAUAAUGUCAAUGGCUUCUUCUUUUGUUUGUUUGCUUA
Messenger RNA from Brachypodium distachyon (stiff brome), 1716 nucleotides. RefSeq names its product polyadenylate-binding protein-interacting protein 11. The coding region runs from base 341 to 1393 and encodes 350 amino acids. The transcript has 10 exons. Gene Ontology annotation, molecular function: RNA binding. NCBI's taxonomy places the organism in Eukaryota, Viridiplantae, Streptophyta, Magnoliopsida, Poales, Poaceae. The record is from RefSeq and is a predicted model, not a curated record.